UCCGCAGGCAGCUCACGCCUGUCGAGUGAUAUAAAUUAAUGUUAUUUUUUUUUCGUCAUUCGCGUAACACAUAUUUGAUAUUAUUACGUACAUAAUAACAAUAAUUGUUUUACUAUUGUCGGGGCGGUAGACGAACGGAAUUGAAAUCGAUGAGCUUCACGAUUUACAGCAGCGUACUAGAUAAUCGUUUCCGUUGUUUGGACGCCGAGAAGAUAGCCGUUUGUUGUGAAAAUGAUGAACACUCGACCGCGGCUGCAGUGACAAUCACUUAUUAUAAACAUUAAGAAUCAGUAAGACACAACAUCAGAAUGGCGGGUGGAACUAGUUUAGUCGUUCCCAUAGUACUCUGGGGUAAGACGCCCUUGACACAUUGCAUUUCUUGUGUGUAUUUAUCUCCCGAUCAACGUACACUCGUCACCGGUUGUUACGACGGACAAAUAUGCCUUUGGUCCGUGUCACCGGAAACAUUAAAGAUGGUACCCAGAUGUUUACUCGUUGGACAUACCGCACCAGUUUUGUGUCUUACAUAUGCCAGUAUCAUUGCAGACAAUGGAUUUUUUGUGAGCUCUUCUGAAAAUGGGGAAAUGAGCACUUGGGAUAUAGUCGAUGGAAAAUGUAGAGAAGUCACCAAAUCGUUAUACAUCCAUACAAAUAUUCAGGCUUAUCGUAUGGUCGGGACCGAGGAUGUUCGAUUGUUUUGCAACGGUUAUUACGCCGAAGUGAUAAUUAUGAAUCCAUUUACUUUGGAAAUAAUAUUUUCGUUGUCAUCGCGCGUCAACCCAGAUUGGAUUAGUGCUUUAUACGUGUUGAAACCACAUACAUGUAAAGAUGAUGUCGUUUUGGGCUUAACGACGACUGGCACGGUAAAAGUAUGGACUUUGGAGCAGCGUGAUUAUGGACCGACAGACCCUCCCGUGUAUGAAAACGAAAGUAAACAGAUAAGAUGUUUGAACGCUUUGACAAUGGCUUGUUGUACUCAACAUCAAAGAACCGUAUUGAUUGUUUGCUCAAAGUGUUGGCAGAUAUACGAUGCAGGUGAUUUUUCGGCUUUAUGCACAGUGUACGCACCACGGGGCGAGCGUUGGCUUGGAGGAGAAUUUUUAGCACCCGAUCGAGUACUUAUUUGGACCGACGAUGGAAAAGGAUAUUUGUACAAACUUCCUGCAAAUAGUAUAGUUGAUAAUAAAAACUUCCAUAAGCAAGCUGAAGAAGGCGAUAAUCCUUACUUGUACAGUGUGUUGUCGGUUCCAUCAAACAACAAGCACCUUUAUUGUUCUCCGGCUAUACGAUUUUACGAGUCUCAUCAGCACGGCAAGAUAUUGAUUAGAGGCGAUUCGGAAGGCGCUGUGAAUAUAUGGAAAAUUCCCGAUCUAUCUCCAGCUCAACUAUCGUACAUAAAAGAAAAUGAUGUUCACAAAAAGUUAUCAGAACUUUCGCCAUUUGUGUGCACGAGUUUGUCUAAAGCUUGGCAAUCUAUGAAACCUCAUCCAGUGGGCAUUCUUAAUCAAUUGGAUUGUGAAAAUGUGCCAAAUAUUAAAUUAACCGCUAGCAUCUACUUGGCCGGCCAGAGUAGACUCGUAAUAGGCAGACAAGACGGAUCCAUUGUUAUUAUUCCGGCAACCCAAACGGUUAUGCUUCAGCUGUUACACGGCAAUCAUCAACAUUACAAAGAUUGGCCGCCCCAUCAAAUUCUUCUCGGUCAUAACGGCCGUGUGAAUUGUUUAUUAUAUCCUAAUCAUAUGCACUCGAGAUACGACAAAUCACACUUGCUGUCCGGAGGCGUAGAUUUCGCCAUAUGUUUGUGGGAUUUGUACGCCGGCACGUUAUUACACAGAUUUUGUGUACACGCCGGUGAAAUCACACAACUGUUGGUGCCACCAAAUACAUGUGCUAACCCCAGAAUAUUGAAAUGCAUUUGUUCAGUUGCGAGCGAUCAUUCUGUUACGCUGUUGAGUCUCAACGAACGAAAAUGUGUCGUGCUGGCUUCUCGACAUUUAUUCCCGGUCGUCACUAUAAAGUGGCGGCCGUUGGAUGAUUUCAUGAUUGUCGGUUGCUCAGACGCAACUGUAUAUGUUUGGCAAAUGGAAACUGGUCAUUUGGAUCGCGUACUCCAUGGAAUUAGCGGAGAGGAAGUGUUAUACGCUUGCGAUGAGAAUACAACAAUUUCUAGUUCAGUGGAUUCAGGCCUCGCCAAUCCAGCAGUACAUUUCUUCCGGGGAUUACGUCAUCGUAAUAUAAACGCCAUAAAACAUGCAACACAGCGAGGAAUUCAUCAGUUGCAACAGAUGCAUCAGAAUUCCAAUGCAGACUGUAUCGAUCACAGCAAAACCAGGGCUUAUCCGUUAAUGGUGCAAGGUCUUCGGACUAAUCCUAACGAUCCAGAAUGUCAUAUUUUAUGUUUCGAUAUUGAAGCUCUAGUCGUUCAACUGUUGAGCGAGGAAUACGAUCUUAUGUCUCCGAAAACCUUAGAAGCACACGGUUUGAUAAAUGCCACCGAGUACCAAAAAACAGCCGCACUCACUCAAGCGGUAUCUUCGGAAGCACAUAAAAAAAUUGUCGACUUUUUUGGCAAGGUCAAAGACAAGGCUGGUGACAUGGAACGUAUAUUGAAGGAGAAAGAUAAACAUGGAAUUAUACCUAAACGAAAAGAUGGCUCUGAAAACAUACUAACUAAACUUCAAUCUGUUAUCGACGGUUCGGACAACAAGUCUAAUGACAACAAAGGCGUGAACCUUAGCGGCGUAGUGUGUCGUAAAGUGUGUGGCGCCAACCUAACUAUGGAAAUAGCACAGCUGUUGAUGUCGUUAUUGUACGCUUGGGGAUUGGAUCCAGACGUGGACAAGAUCUGCGAGGCUAAACUCGGCUUGCUGCGGCCCAUGAUACCGGUUUCUUUUGGCGUCAUAUCCAAAGGCGGCUUUAUGAGUUUGCUGUUACCCACUUGGCAGAGUAGCAUAGACUUGGACGACAACUUUGUGAAAAACAGCCAGGCACCGUUGAAAGACCUACCGCCCGAGAUGGUCCACUUGGAACUGCUGACCAGACUGUUCACGGCCAGAACCCACUGGGAAGUGAGCACCACCGUGACUAGCCAACACUUGUUGGCUAUAGUGGCCAUCGCCAACACGUUGAUUUCCAUGAGCGCUCCCGGUUUCCUAGAAAACUCAUUUUCCAGACAACUGUCGGUUAAAAGCCGCCCCGAAGAAGGCAACGCCGACCAGAGCGGCUCGCAGAUAACGCAAGUCAAACAAGGAUGGUCGCAGCUAAAGAAUUUGCACUGCGUGUCGUUGCCCGAAAAGGUGAUCGCACACGGGUCGAAAAGUUUCAAACGCAUACAAAUAGAAAUGUUGGCUCACCGUUGGCAGCAUCACUGUUUAGAGGUGCGCGAAGCAGCUCAAGCUUUGCUGUUGGCCGAGCUCGAACGAAUCGGGCCCAAAGGCCGUAAAACACUGGUUGAGUUUUGGGUGCAGUAUUUACCAGUAAGCCACUCGAUCGGUAGCAUGCAAUCAGCUCCUGCUAGCUAUAACAAUCUAACUAACGUAAACGCUAAUGAAAACAUAGAAUCAACGGCAAGCACUCAAGACGACGAGGACGACGACGAAGAGGACGGCCUGGAAGAUUUGUGCUUGAGAAAACCAUCGUCCAUAAGCGAGUUGCGUCGCAAACAAACGACUGCGGUGAUUUUGAUGGGCGUAAUGGGCGCCGAGUUCGGGCAGGAGGUCAGCGCAACGGAUUCCGGUUCUAACAUUAACCGGUCACAGUCGACCACGCUUUGCAGGAAGCCCGAAGAGGCCAGAAGGAAGAGUUCGGUUGUCGAAGGAUUUGGCAUCGGAAACAAUAAUUUGUCGAGACUCACCAGCUUAGCGUUGACGCAGUUACUCUUGUCGCCGUCCUCCAUGAAGUUGCCGGCGCACAUGGCGUUGCGCAGGGCCGCUGUGGAUUUAAUCGGUCGCGGAUUUGUCGUGUGGGAACCGUAUUUUGACGUUAGCAAAGUGUUGUUGGGUAUUUUGGAACUGUGCUGCGACACCGACAAGUUGGUUCCUAGCAUGUCGUACGGACUACCUUUGACACCAGCCGCAGACUCGUGCAGGACGGCUCGACACGCUCUCAUACUGAUUGUGAACGUUCGGCCGGCACUGUUCAUUACCACCAUUUCCAGAGAGGUGGCUCGCUACAACAGCAUGCAACAAAACACGCAGGCCAUGAACACGGCGCUGAGCAAUUCGGUGUUGCACAGAGCCAAACCUGAGAUACUGCACAUCAUGGAACAUUUGAUCGAGAAAAUGCAUUUCGAAAUGACAGAGCUGUUGGUCGAGGUGAUGGAUAUCAUUUUGCACUGUGUGGAUCCAACUCAACUGAAGACCCGAAGCCUGUCUGAAGUGUUCCCCGCAAUAAGCAGAUUCAGCCAAGUCACCCAUUGUUCCACGUCCAGGCGCAUAGCAGUCGGCACCAAGAUGGGCACGAUAGCGUUGUACGAGCUGAGAUCGUCCAAAUGUCAGACCAUUAAUGCACACACCAAACCUAUUAGCGCUUGCGCUUUUUCGCCGGACGGAAAAUUCCUCGUGUCGUACAGUGCGGGCGAAAACAAAUUAUCCUUCUGGCAGACGUCCACAGGAAUGUUCGGCUUGGGCAAUAGCCAGACCAAGUGCACCAAAUCGUACAGCACCGAAAUACAGGACCCGACCCGUUCCAGCCAAUUGCGACAGAUCAAAUUGCACUGGACAAAUAACCGUAGCGUUAGAUUUAUGUCGGACGGUUUGGAACGAACAUUUGUUAUUUAAAAAUGUUGAACAGUUAAUUUAUUGUAUUAAACAUUACAAACACUAAGUCAUAUUUAGAAAAUGUCAUGUAUGAAGCAUACGAUGUAAUUUAUACAUAAUAAUAUAUUCUAUUAGUCGUAGAUAUUAAUAAUAAUAAUAAUAAUAAUUUAUACAAAGAGUAUUAUAAUCAUACAAAUA
Adelges cooleyi (spruce gall adelgid) is the source of this 4955-nucleotide messenger RNA. RefSeq names its product WD repeat-containing protein 7 (gene Rbcn-3B). The coding region runs from base 309 to 4778 and encodes 1489 amino acids. Gene Ontology annotation, cellular component: cytoplasm. NCBI's taxonomy places the organism in Eukaryota, Metazoa, Arthropoda, Insecta, Hemiptera, Adelgidae. Gene Ontology annotation, molecular function: protein binding. The transcript is spliced from 29 exons. The record is from RefSeq and is a predicted model, not a curated record.